AUGGGCCCGCGCGCGCGCCCCGGGGUCGAUGGGACGUUUCUCACGCACGUCCGAGCCCCCGUGGGCGCGGUCGCGCGCGCGUCCACGCUCGAGCGGGCGCUGGAGACGGUGCGGGAGGCGUUCGUUGACGACGUGGACGACGGACGCGGGACGGACGACGGGCACGUCUCGAUGUCCAAGCCGUUCGAGACGCGCGCGGAGGAUUGGGAGACGAUGCGCGCGGGCGUGCGUAAGGAACUGCGAGGGAUGGAGGCGAUUGAGGUGACGUUUGAUGCGCUCAGGGUGUUUGUGAAUGAGGAUGAGACGCGGGCGUUCGUCGCGGCGGGCUUUCGCGAGGGGAGCGAGCGAGGAGAUAAGCGCGCGCUCGUGCGCGCGAUCGAGCGGGUGAACAGAGCUCUUGAACCGUUGGGAUUUCCGAGGUAUUUCGAUGAUCCAGAUCCGCACGUGUCGUUGUUGUCGAUGACGCGACCGGGCCGGGAGCGCGUGGACGAGCUGCGGCGGCGCGUCGAGUCUAUGGACGUCGGCGAGUGGCGAGUGAAGGUGAAUCGAAUCGUGAUCGAUAUCUCGGGACAGCCGCAAAAGACGGUGUGGGGACGCGCGCCGCUUCCGGCGCCGGAUUUAUAG
Molecule: messenger RNA, 624 nt
Organism: Ostreococcus tauri
Lineage: Eukaryota; Viridiplantae; Chlorophyta; Mamiellophyceae; Mamiellales; Bathycoccaceae
Product: Putative U6 snRNA phosphodiesterase
Exons: 1
Coding region: 1-624 (207 amino acids)
Biological process (GO): U6 snRNA 3'-end processing
Cellular component (GO): nucleus
Molecular function (GO): 3'-5'-RNA exonuclease activity
Source: RefSeq, a predicted model, not a curated record